AUACCGUAUUGCAUAUCGGUUAUGCUAAAAAUAAGCAAGCGGCCGCCAUCUUGGAUGUUUUGCAGACAUUGUGUUUGUGAUGGAAUUUCGGUAACGGUAUGGUUGAAUUCAAAUGCUGAAAAAUGAACAUUCGAUCUGAAUCAAAUUUAUGUACGAAAUAAAUCUACAAAGUACUGUGAAAUUUUUGCAACCACUUGAUUCUUGCAACGAAUUCUUAAUUGAUGGGAACAAAAGGUGCAUCGUGAACGUGGAGUGACCGUCUUUUUUGACUGGCCUAGCCAAAACUGUGCAGCAGCAUGCAUGUGCUGCAUGGCAGUGUUCGCGUCUGUGGAAAACAUCAACCGCGCAUGUCAAUGUGUACAUUUUCUUGCGUAUGUCACGUCGACUGUGUGUAACUGAGAUGGUGGGUACAGCAAUGUAGAAUAUGGAUGAUCCUGCAUGUACAUAUCGGUCUACAGAUUUCAAAUCGUGUCCUUAUGAAAAACGUGACAUGUUUCAUGUGAUGCUGUGUUACGUUUGCUGAAAUUCUCGGUAGUAAGACUUUGCGGAGCUUACAUAAGCCAACCAUUGUUGUGAGACGUGACAACAAACGAGUGGAGCACAUUUCGGAGUCCGCCAAGAGUAUGCCAAGUCCUUCCAAGAUACUGCCAGGAACCAGUGGAUGACAUGGCACCAGUUAUCAGCUUGGAUUUCAUCUAUAGGAUGUGCUUGUUUCUGUGGCUGUCGUAUUCAGCAGUACUGCUCAGGUGUGUUACAGGAGCAAGUGUCAACCUUCCCCUGUCCACAGUAUCCUGCUUAGAGUAUGACUCACAAAAGUGUACGGGCAAUGACAGUAAUUGCAACACAAUCAAAGACUGCGAUGUGGAAUUUGGCUACGCGGAUUUGGACCCAGAGGAGGUGGAGACGCAUAAAUGCUUUAUAUUGUGGCACAACACCUCCACGGGAGCUGAAGUCAUCAUGAAGGGGUGCUGGCAGAGUGGGCGAAGCGACGACUGCGUGGAGGAUGAGCGCUGCGUGUCCCACGAAGCAAACUCCGAUGGCGAGAAUCGUUACUUCUGCUGCUGCUCGGGUGACCUCUGCAACCAUGAAUUCAUUCAUGAUCCAAAGCCCAAACCGCUCUCAACAGAGCACCCAUUUCAAGAUCAAGGCCCUAAUGAAGACAAAAAGAAGAACCGCAGUAACGUCAUACUGACAACCGUUCUGUACACGCUGGUUCCCAUCACUGCAUUCACCGUUAUCAUCAUCAGUGUGUACUGGAUGUGUCGUCGCUAUCGGUACUCGCAGCUCACCUCGGUACCCAACAGCGAGCCCAGCCCGCUCUCCCCGCCAUCGCCGGUCUUGGGCCAUCGGCCGAUUCAGCUGCUGGAGAUCAAAGCGCGAGGGCGGUUUGGGGCCGUCUGGAAAGCCCAGAUGGGACACCAGCAGGUCGCUGUCAAAGUAUUCCCACUGCAGGACCGCCAGUCCUGGAUCACGGAGCAGGAGAUCUACUCCAUCCCUCAGCUCCGACACGAGAACCUGCUGUAUUUCAUCGGCACAGAGCGGCACGGGGAAGGCAUGGACCAGGAACUGUGGCUGAUCACUGAGUACCAUCCCCGGGGCUCACUGUGUGACUACCUCAAGGGCAACCUACUGUCCUGGAACGAUCUGUGUAAGAUCUCGUUGUCCAUGGCCUACGGCUUGGCCUUCCUUCACGAAGACUUGCCUGCCACCACUCUCUGCAUCGCCAAGCCCGCCGUCGCCCACAGAGACUUUAAGAGUAAAAAUGUACUCCUGAAAAACGACUUGUCUGCAUGCGUUGCAGACUUUGGGCUGGCUUGUAAAUUUGAAGCGGGUAAAAGCCCUGGAGAUACUCACGGACAGGUCGGCACAAGGCGAUAUAUGGCCCCCGAGGUGUUAGAGGGCGCUAUUCAAUUCCAGAGGGAUGCAUUCUUGCGUAUCGAUAUGUACGCCUGUGGACUGGUGCUGUGGGAGAUAGCAUCUCGCUGCACAGCACAGGAAGGCCCAGUUGAUGAAUACAUGCUCCCGUUUGAAGAAGAGGUCGGUCAGGCUCCGACUCUUGAAGACAUGCAGGAAGUAGUGGUGGUGAAGAGGCUGCGGCCAGUCUUCAGAGACAGCUGGCUCAAACAUUCAGGAAUGCAGCUCCUCUUCGAGACCAUCGAGGAAUGCUGGGACCACGAUUCGGAGGCCCGUCUCUCGGCCGGAUGCGUGGAGGAGCGACUCAGCCAGUUGCUUCGUUGCAACUCCUACACUGCCCCACUGAUCUCGCUCACUCCCUCGCCCCCGAAGGAGUCCAGCCUUUGAGGUAUUCUGGUAUUCACAUGCACCGACAGGCAAUGCUCGUCAUUUUUGUUACCUCAGUUAUCGGGAGAUAGUGCCGCAUGGAUAUUCUUAAUAUUUU
Molecule: messenger RNA, 2398 nt
Organism: Patiria miniata (bat star)
Lineage: Eukaryota; Metazoa; Echinodermata; Asteroidea; Valvatida; Asterinidae
Product: activin receptor type-2A-like
Exons: 7
Coding region: 667-2301 (544 amino acids)
Biological process (GO): protein phosphorylation; cellular response to growth factor stimulus; activin receptor signaling pathway
Cellular component (GO): plasma membrane; activin receptor complex
Molecular function (GO): activin receptor activity; metal ion binding; ATP binding
Source: RefSeq, a predicted model, not a curated record